AUCAGUAGCAAAUCCAACGGAAAACAUCAAAUAGACACAAACAAAAGCCAAGAGAAUGAUGAUCAUGAGGCAAAGCAGAGUCAUUUCGGCGGUGGUGUCCCUGAUUCUCUUGUCGGCGCUAAUGGCGGCGACGACGACGGAGUCGACACGCAUCGCGACGACGCAGCACUGGCACUGGCCAUGGGGGGCCCGCACGAGGGUGACAAUAAAGAACGUGAUCUCGGGAUGGAGACAACUAAAAGUACACUGCAAAUCUGGCAACGACGAUCUCCACGUUCAGGUGUUGAAUCCAGGUGAGGGUUAUCGUUUCAAGUUCUGGCCGAACGUCCAAGGAACCACGCUGUUCUAUUGCUACUUUAAUUGGGGGGAGGGACUUCGCCGGUUCGAUAUCUACGAUUUUGACAGGGACUCGAAGCGCUGCAAGACGUGGUGCCCAUGGGACAUCAAGGAGACUGGGCCGUGUUUGACCAACGGGGAAUUUACGUCUUGCUAUCAGUGGAAAAAAUAAAGCGGAUAUCUUUUUUUAUAUAUAGAAUAAGUUAGUGAAAUAAGUAGUAGAGGUUGUUGGAGAUAGAGUUAUGAGGUGGGUUUACAUUCUUUCACGUUUGAAAUUAUGGUCUGAAUUUAAAUAAUAGACAGGAUGUUGCGCGCAUUAAUAUCGUUUCUAAUGCGUCGAGAGAACAAAUCUACUUUACUCCUACGAAUACUAAUAAACUGAUUUAUAGUUC
Molecule: messenger RNA, 728 nt
Organism: Linum trigynum
Lineage: Eukaryota; Viridiplantae; Streptophyta; Magnoliopsida; Malpighiales; Linaceae
Source: the annotation of a GenBank genome assembly